AUGUUAUCCAACAUAUGGCGAAGACCAAAGCGACUUUCCUUUCGUUACUUGGCCCCUAUAGCACAUAGAAGCAUCGCUCAGACCAAAAAUUUGGUCACCAAGCCUGAAAAUAUUAGAAAUACUGAAGGUUCUGAAAAUAAUGACACUGUACAGCUGGAACUUCCAUGGUAUUUGCGGGACGAUGCUGCGUCGCCCCUAGCUGAAACUGCCCAAGUAGAGCUCCCAGAAGUUCCAGAGUCUGCUCCCAAAACCAUAAACUCGUUUCUAGAGCUAGUUGCAAAAGACUAUGGAUUCGAUAACCUUGUCUUCUUCGACAUGACCCAGUUGGAUAGCGACCACGACUAUAGCACCCACCAUCAGCCAGCAAAGUACAUCCUCAUCGCUUCUGGAAAGUCGGAAAAACACAUAAUGAAGGCUGCGAGUCAGCUAAGGAUCCACAUCAAGCACACAUACGACCAUCUUCCUUCAAUUGAAGGUAUGGUUACUGGUGGAACCAGUCCACGAGCCAGACGCCGUAUGCUCCGGCGCUCCAGAAAGGGCCCUAUGGCAACAGACAAUGAGUAUGGAAAAGCUGCAAAUAGCUGGGUGAUGUGUGAGACCGGAGUAGAUGGACUUUUCAUCCACAUGCUCACCGCCGAUCGCAGACAAGAGCUCAAUUUGGAGAGCUUAUGGUGUCGAGAGGAAGAUGCCUGGCGCUACGAGCAACAGCCUGCAAAAGCUGAAAACUCGGAUCACAUUUUUAGCGGAGUUCGUCGCUUCCAUACUAUGGGACCGUUCUAUAUGGCUACCAAGGGUAAGCCACUCCAAAAGUUGUUGAACAGCGACUCUUCCAUUCCCGGCGUCGAGCUCAAGGGCCUUAUAUCCGACUUUGAGAAAAGCGGUGACUCCACCUCAAAAUUCGAGUUUUACCGUAUAAUCCACUUACUUGACCCAAACCUCGUUCUGUUGAAGUCUCUCGCCAAUAUUCUUAUUUCAAGCAAGAUACCCAAAAUCGAGGCUGUGGUUGCCUACAUGAAAGUCUUGAUGGACUCACAAGAAAUAGCUGCUCCUGAACAGACCACAGCAGCUAUGAAUGAGCUGGUGGAUACUAGGCUCGAUUUUUUGCUGCAAUUCGUGUCUGAUAUCUAUGCAUAUAGUGGUGAGCAAAUCGAACUAGUUGGCCACCCAGAAUUGGUCCCACUUUUGUGGAACCUUACUGUUGUCAACCUUAAACCUCAUGUUAUUGGCUCCAGAACCAUCGAUGAAGCGAUCCACAAUGAAAUCGAAAAGGAACAUUUCGGUAACUAUCCCUCAGUUCAUAUUGCUUCGAACCGCAACCGUGAUAUCUACGAUUUGAUUUCCAGCUACAAUGAGGCUCAUUCGUUGACCCCAACCACCUCUUUCAAAGAGAUGGUGCUUUUCACUUAUGGAAACGCUGGCAAGUGGGACAAAUUCUGGAGCACAUUUGAGGUCUCCUUCAAUUUGCUAAACGACCAAGAACACCAGACUAUGACAAAGUGGUUGAGGUUGGUGGUGUAUUUGGAUCUCAGAAACGACCCAGUAGCCAUAAACACCUUUUUGAACAAGUAUUGGAGCCGGAGUUUUCCAUCGUCUGUCACUGACCUUGAAACGAGAAACUUUGAAUCUGAAAAAGAAAAAGACUUGUUCAAAACCACAAUUCAGAGCAUACUACAAAAGGUGGAAACGCCUACAUCUGCAGAGAUUCAAACUACUAUAGAUAGACUUUAG
This is a messenger RNA of Meyerozyma guilliermondii ATCC 6260, 1728 nucleotides long. RefSeq lists its product as uncharacterized. The transcript has a single exon. The coding region runs from base 1 to 1728 and encodes 575 amino acids. Gene Ontology annotation, cellular component: mitochondrion. The record is from RefSeq and is a predicted model, not a curated record. Lineage: Eukaryota; Fungi; Ascomycota; Pichiomycetes; Serinales; Debaryomycetaceae. Gene Ontology annotation, biological process: mitochondrial gene expression; mitochondrial proton-transporting ATP synthase complex assembly; mRNA stabilization.